GAGACAUGAAGGGAGAGGGAGGGAGAGAUGAAGAGAGAGAGGGAGGGUUAGGGAAAAGGGUGAGGGAGGCAUAGGGUAGAAAAUACGCAGAACUUAUUACUUGACAAAAGCGGGCAGGUACAAGAGGCAGGAGCAACAUGAGGGCUGUUGUGGGACUCUGGUCCGCUUUGACCCUCUUCCUCUUGAUGGAGGCCGUGAUCGCCGUAAGGAUCAGGAAGCCCACCAAAAAACCCCAAAAGAAACCGCUGGAUAGGAAAGCCACCCCCAUGCCGGGCAUCCCUGAACCCCAGGAGCCCACAGACUUCCCGCCGCCCAUCUUUGGCCCCCCCUCCAUCUUCCCCGACUGCCCCCGCGAGUGCUCCUGCGACCCGUCCCACCCCAGCGCCCUCAACUGCGAGAACCGCAACCUCCGCAAGGUCCCGGUCAUCCCGGCCCGCACCCACUACUUAUACCUGCAGAACAACUACAUCUCAGAGGUGACGGCCGAGGCCUUCGCCAACGCCACCGAGCUGCGCUGGGUCAACCUGGCCAACAACCGCAUCCAGCGGGUGGACAAAGAGGUGUUUGCGAAGAUCCCGUCCCUGAUAUACCUGUACCUGCAGAAGAACCAGCUGAAGCAGGUCCCGUCCGCGCUGCCGGUCGGCCUGGAGCAGCUAAGGCUGGGCAGGAACCGCAUCACCAGGAUCCCGCCCGGGGCCUUCCAGAAGAUGGAGCGCCUGGUGUUGCUGGACCUGUAUAGCAACCAGCUGAGUGACAGCGGCUUGGGGAAAAACACUUUCAAGGGCCUGAGCCACCUGAUCCAACUGAACCUGGCGCGGAAUGUCCUCAAGAAGAUGCCCGCCGGUGUCCCGGCCAGCGUCAUUCAGCUGUUCCUCGACAGGAACAGCAUCGAAGACAUCCCGAAAGACUACUUUGAGAGCCUGGUUCAUCUGGCGUUUGUGCGGCUCAACUACAACCAGCUGAGCGACAGGGGCGUUCCCAAGGCCGUGUUCAACGUGUCCACACUGGUAGACCUGCAGCUGUCCCACAACCAGCUCGCCUCAAUCCCGCUUUUCAACACCCACCUGGAGCACCUGCACCUCGACCACAACAGCAUCGAGAGUAUCAACGGCACCCGGAUCUGCCCACAGAGCCCAACGUCCGACUACGGUGACAUCACCCUCGUGCCCAAACUGAGGUACCUGCGUCUGGACGGGAACCACCUCAGCCCGCCGCUGCCCAUGGACGUAGCCAUGUGUUUCAGACACCUUCACUCCAUCGUCAUCUAACAUCUGGCAAGGGGGGGAGGGACGCACACACACACUCACACUCACACACGUGCACG
Messenger RNA from Gadus morhua (Atlantic cod), 1324 nucleotides. It is a transcript of the gene prelp, whose product is annotated as proline/arginine-rich end leucine-rich repeat protein. The record is from RefSeq and is a predicted model, not a curated record. Gene Ontology annotation, molecular function: protein binding. Lineage: Eukaryota; Metazoa; Chordata; Actinopteri; Gadiformes; Gadidae. The transcript is spliced from 7 exons. The coding region runs from base 138 to 1268 and encodes 376 amino acids.